CCCUUCCCCAUUUCGGUCUCUCUCUCCUUAUUUCUCCUUCUCUUGCAGUGUGAUGUGUGGUCAUAUGACAGGGUCUGAAUACCAACACACUCGACAUGAGCGAGGAGGCGUAAACCGGAGAAAACAAGUGGCUAAGUGUGUGUCGCGGACACUGAGAGAGCGUGAGCUGUUACUGGGGAACGCCUAUCUGACUGAAACUGCGGAGAAGAAAAUUAGUUUAAAGCAACGGGGGACACUAACUAACUAACUUUAACUAUAGUUUAGGCAUAUCCAAUCCAGCGAAGUUAAAAAAUAUAUAUAUUUACAAAUCGCAUCGUGUUAUUGCUUUCCCCUUUUCUGAGCGGUGUGUGCCCAAAUCUCAGAAUCGGAGGAGGCUGGGGCUUGAGGAAGCAGUUUGGACAUACUUUUAUUUUAAAGUUAUCUUUUUUUUUUUGUUAAGCGUCAUUCUAGAGCGUCAGCCCUGAUUUCGGCUGGUAAACUUGAGUUGUUAGUUUGACAAUGGUCGGUGAGUUGAAUGAGCAGGUCCGGGAAAGACCCAGACCAAGGCCCAGCCCGGACUACCUGAUGCAGUUGAUGACAGACCGGAAGGUGAUGAGCUCGCUGCCCAACUUCACUGGCAUCUUCACUCACCUGGAGCGGCUCUUAGACGAAGAGAUAGGUAGAGUGCGCAAGGACAUGUAUAACGACUCAAUGAAUGGCGGUGUGGCUGCCGAGGGGCGGGACUCCGAGGAGCUGCCUGAUGGGAUUGGUCCAGUGGCUCAGCUGCAGGAGAAGCUCUACGUGCCCGUUAAAGAGUACCCCGACUUUAACUUUGUAGGUAGGAUACUGGGUCCAAGGGGCCUAACAGCCAAACAGCUGGAGGCAGAAAUGGGCUGUAAGAUCAUGGUACGAGGAAAAGGAUCCAUGAGAGACAAGAAGAAGGAAGAGCUGAACAGAGGGAAACCUAACUGGGAACACCUAAGUGAGGAACUUCAUGUUCUCAUCACAGUGGAAGACUCACACAACAGAGCUCAGAUCAAACUACAAAGAGCUACCGCAGAGGUCAAGAAACUGCUCGUACCAGCUGCUGAUGGAGAGGACAGUCUAAAAAAGAUGCAGCUAAUGGAGCUCGCCAUUCUCAACGGAACCUACAGAGACGCCAACAUCAAGCAACCCACUAUGGCCUUCUCCCUAGCCUCCUCUCAGCAGCCUCGGCUCAUCUCCAGCCCCUCCCCUGUCAUGCAGCAGGCUAUGCGGAGCCCCGCCCCUGGUCAACAGCCCAACCUCAUGCCUCACCUGAUUCGUCAGAUCCAGAGUCAGCAGGCCCUCAUGCAAGGAGCCAAUCAGCACGCAGCACUGAUGCAGCAAUCACCUGAAUCAGGAGGGUUCUUCUACGCUCCCUACGAAUAUUCCCCCUACACCCUAACUCCAUCUAUACUAGAAUACCCCAUGGACACUACUGGUGUACUAGGAGCGAUGACGGCUCAGGUGCAACGCCACAAUAUGAGAGCCCAUCCUUACCAAAGAGUAGUGAACACCGACAGAGGUCAGUUAGAUCACCAGACUGUCUGCCACGGCAACUAAUCCCUGACCUCUGCCCACUGAUGACCCACCCGUCUCCGCCCGUGCCUCGCUCGUUGCCAUGCUCUGGACAGCAGCCACGCCCCUCCCCCAGAGUCACCUCUGCCUAACCAACCAGAGACCAGCGGCCAUGGUAACGAACCUUCAGGACCCAAUCAGGACCCAGUCACCAGCCACACCCACCCAAACACUACACUAUCAAGCCAUGUGCCCCUUUUAAAGGAAACCCCACAGCCAAACCACCCAACCACAACCCCCUUUAACCAAAUCUCCCCAAUCUGCACUGGUCAGAUAACCUGGCUCUAUUCCUUGCCCUGCACUGAGUCGAUGUGGAGCUAUAAUAUUAUAAUAAUUCAAUAAUCCAAAUAAUAACAGUCAUAUGUGUGAUCAUAAUUAUACUUGUCGAGCACACUGACCCUCCACGGCCACUAGUCUGACUGUCCCUGUUCUCAAAACGUCACGGUCACACAAAACGUUACUUAGAUCGGGUUUACCAGGUCACACCAGUUUCACACGAUGUCCUCUCUAAGACUAGAGUCUCGACUGUUGCACCAUGCCUGCCUUUCGACAGUGAGCUGAGCCUAUCUAAUGUGUAAGAUCUAAGCUCUCCAGGUAUAGUCUCAACCACAACGUCACAGUAUUAUAGAUAUGCGGAGAACCAAGUGCCUUUUAGUUAUUUAAAUAGAUCUGUUACAGACCAGCCUUCUUAUGAAGGCUUUCUAACCUCCAUGAAAGAGGAAUAACCUGACGCCAUCUUUUCUAUCUCUCAACACAGUGAAAGAGAUGUGUAUUUUGCAGAAACCAUCUCAAUGUUGUGAUUUAACAUAAACCCACAUGUCUUCUGGGUUUAGAGUGAAGUGCCAAAGGGUUUGUUCCUUCCGUCUGUGCAGUAGGACCUUCUCAGAACAGUAUUAAUGUUGUGUGUUUAUUUUAUUUUGGGGAGUGGUGUUUAUGUAUUUGUGUGUGUGUGUGUGUGUCUGCCUUUGAGAACACACUCUAUCGUAUAGUGUUGUGUUAUUAGAUGUGUGUGUGUGUGUGUGUGUUACAUAUUUGAGCCCCUAACUAGCCUCUUGCCAAGCGGUUGUUUUUACUCCACACAAACCGUCUCCUUCAAGACAAAACAUGGACAAUACUGUACAACAUCUGUAACAUCUGUUUUAUAAUGCAAUUUUAUAUUAUAUUUUUUAUGUGAGAAAUAACAUUAAAUUAUGUUUUCAGAUAAGAACAGUA
Molecule: messenger RNA, 2790 nt
Organism: Oncorhynchus nerka (sockeye salmon)
Lineage: Eukaryota; Metazoa; Chordata; Actinopteri; Salmoniformes; Salmonidae
Product: protein quaking-B-like
Exons: 8
Coding region: 499-1563 (354 amino acids)
Biological process (GO): regulation of mRNA splicing, via spliceosome
Cellular component (GO): nucleus
Molecular function (GO): mRNA binding
Source: RefSeq, a predicted model, not a curated record